Porites evermanni is the source of this 636-nucleotide messenger RNA. The record is from the annotation of a GenBank genome assembly. NCBI's taxonomy places the organism in Eukaryota, Metazoa, Cnidaria, Anthozoa, Scleractinia, Poritidae.
AUGCUGGUAGUUAACUUAAAGGCUGACUGGGGUAUGUACAAUGGGGCUGUAAGCACAGUUGUGGACAUUGUGUACAAAGAUGGCGGCAGACCUACUGAUGAUCCUGCUCCAGUACCCGAUGUUGUUCUGGUGAGGUUUCCAGGGUCUAGGGGACCACUGUACAUUAAUGAAGAUCCUACAGUUGUGCCAAUUGUACCGGUAAGUCGUUCCACUGAUUGCACAUGCCGAUGCAAGCGUCUGCAGGUUCCAUUGCGACUGGCAUGAGGAACAACAAUCCACAAAUGCCAAAGGAUGACUGUGGGCAGUGGAGAAGCAUUCAGGUAUGUAGUGGUUCACCCUGGGGACCAUGGCUUUGAAGCCAGAAACCCAGGAGCUCUAUUUGUGGCAUUGUCAAGAGCAAAAGCAGCAGGUGGGGAAGGAAGAGAUCCUGAUUUUGCUUUUCAUGAAGAUGUAUUGAUAAACAAUGACAGAUUCAGACUUGUGGACACUCCAACUACAAGAGCUAGAGCAGUGGAGAUUGAGAGACUGCAUGUCUUAGCAACUCAGUGUCAGCAGAGAAGGGUUUUAGCACCAGCAUAUAGGGAGGAAACCUCUCUCAGACUCGUAGAGUGGGCUCAGUCUCAAGAUCAUCGUUGA